Molecule: messenger RNA, 3730 nt
Organism: Brassica rapa (field mustard)
Lineage: Eukaryota; Viridiplantae; Streptophyta; Magnoliopsida; Brassicales; Brassicaceae
Product: zinc finger protein VAR3, chloroplastic
Cellular component (GO): cytoplasm
Molecular function (GO): mRNA binding
Source: RefSeq, a predicted model, not a curated record
AUAUGCGCGAGGUCCUGGGCUAGGGUUUGGUCAUGUUGUACGCUCCGCUGCAGAGGAAUACGGCUCCGGUGGUCUCUCUGCUUUCUCUGGGGCGUCGGCGAGGAGGUCAAGUGGUGGGCGAAGGCUGCGGUCGGCUUUUAUGGGUUCACGCUCGAGGUCAAUUUUCUCUCUCAGAUCUCGUUCUGUGGUUUCGGUUCGUGAGGAGGGGGAAGGUUUGGCUCCUCCGGGAUCUCGGCGGUCUCUGCCUAGUCCUAGGGGGUCAAUUGGCGUGGGAUGGUCUCAGACCUUGGUUGGCUCUCUCUCGGUUCUCGACGGGCCGACCAGCACUGGGUUCUGUCAUUCGCUGUCGUGUGCUUCGGUGGAUUUCAUUACCACGUUGGCGGGGUGUGGGCUUCAGUUCGCAGCCGGGUUGGUACUCGAGUUCAGUCUGUCUCGCGUAGGCAGUGUAAGCGGUUUAAAGGGCGGUUGUCUAUGCCGCUUGAGUGGCUGUUUGUUUUUGCUUCCACACUUCGGACCUUUUCUUCACGAUUCCCUGUUUUGAAGUUCUCUCGAGGCUUUGGUCUUCGAGUGAAGUUUACCCUUGUUCUUAUUGUGUCUUUGCCAUGGAUAGUAAAGGCGUCUAGCAGCUCCAGUUUCAGCUCGCCGGUUCUCGGCGACUUCAGGCGUUGUGGUGGUUCUCGUGUCAUUCGCCGCCGCUUUAUUGCGUUUGGUCUUUGCUCACUUCCCAGCAUCACUAAGAUUCGCUUGAGCUCUAGUGGUGGUGUGCAAGACAAUUGGGUGCAGGUUGGGUCCAUUUCAGGGAGUACGGAGGCUGCGGCCCGUUUUACUCGGAGCGGGAUCUUCUGAUUCAUUUCGGGCUAAAUAAUUGCUCAGGCGGAUUGAUGUGGGUGUGCUAGGCUGCUUCUGUGGUUCUCUGUUCAUGUCUGCAGGUACUAUGAAGUCUUCGGCAAGCUGUUCUCAGGCGGGUCAUUAUCUUUAAGAGCGGAUUCAUCGGGGAGGCCAAAAUUACCGGGUUCCGGCUCUCGGUUGAACUUGGCUCGUUUUUUUGCGGCAAGCAGUAGGUUGACUUAGUCGAAGCAUCUGGAUAGCGAUCUCGGUUUGUGUCUGCCCCUGUUUCGGUUUGUUGUGGAGUUUGUGUGUAGAUUUUCUUUUUUUUUUUCUGCUUCUUGUCAUCCAUGUACUUCUGUCAAAAAUUUAAAAACUUGGUAAUAAUAUCUUUACAUUUUUACCAAAAAAAAAAAAAAAAAAAAUGGCCUUAAUAAAAUCUUGACAACGCAACCGUUAAGUACAUCCAUGAUGUUAAUCCCAUACGGUACAAACAGCACAUGGACUUGCUUCACAAUGGAGCCCAUGUAAGCCCAUCAGGCCCAUACUUUAUAAAAAAAAAGAGUAGAAAUAAUUAUUUCACGGUUCACUGAAAAAAUCUAAUCCUCCGCCGAACGGUCGCCGUCGAAGAGGAGAGACGAUGAACAACUCCACCAGAAUCCUCUCUCUCUUCUCUCCUCCUCCUCCUAUCUUACGUGGCCUCUUCAUCAGCCGCUUAACCAAUCUCCGCCGUCUCCACCGUCUCGCCUCUGCUCCUUCCUUCGUUAACUCAUCCCAUCGACGUUCUCCGUUGUCUUUUCCGCCGCUUAUCCCCACGAUACCUCUCAGCCGUUUCCAUACUCACCGAGCUCGUACCUCCGCCUCCGAUUCUGUUCCUUCUCAUCACCACCAGCUGCCUGAAUGGGCGGAGCUGAUCAAGUCUCUCUCCAAAGCUGGUUACUUUACAGAUUCCGGUUUUGAAAACGAGUUCUUUCCCGGUUUACCAGAAGAGCUUAUCCGUCAAGCUCUUGCUUGCUUGGCACUAGCUCGUGAUCGACCCGAGUUGCUUGAAAUGGUUUCGAGGAGAGAUGUUCAAGUGGUGGUGGAGAAUGUGAAGCCGUUCUUGUUUAGGACAGGUGCAGAUUCUCUCAAAAGGAUGAGGCUUUACCUAACAAGUGGUCGUCAGGGCAUUGGUAAGGUACUGGAUGUGGAUAAGGCGAGUACAGUGGAUUUGAUGAGGCUUCUUUUGAGUUAUGUUGUGGAUUUGUCUUCUUCUGAGGGAAGCAAACACCAUGACCGAGAGAUCAUGGAGUCUUCGGUUCGAAACCUUUUGAGCGAGAUAGCAAAGAUGAGCUUCUGUACUCCUGAGUCAAACGGCGCAAUGCAAAAUAAGUUCUCGGAGAGAAAUGGAGGUUUAUUUCAGAAGAACGUUGAGAAGAAACAAGGUGACUGGAUUUGCUCGAGGUGUAGUGGCUUGAACUUUGCGAGAAAUGUCAAAUGCUUCCAGUGUGAUGAAGCAAGACCAAAGCGACAGCUAACUGGUAGUGAAUGGGAGUGUCCUCAAUGCGAUUUCUACAACUAUGGGAGGAACAUAGCCUGCUUAAGAUGCGACUGCAAGCGACCCGGGGACUUCUCACUCAAUUUAGCUAACUCUGGCUCUGCUUAUUCGAAGGAUCCUGAACUUGAGAGAAGACUGGUGGAAAAUGAAGAGAAAGCACAGAGAUGGUUUAGUAAACUAGCGCAGGGUGGUGGUUCUGAUGCAAACAGUGUUGAUACCGAUGAAGAUUUCCCAGAGAUUAUGCCUUUGAGGAAAGGAGUGAAUAGAUAUGUUGUUAACACGAGAAAGACACCUCUUGAGAGAAGGUUGGCUAAUACUGAGACAGAUGGAACUAAAACGAAUAGGAGCCUGAAUGAGAUUCUCGGUUCUUCAUCCUCUUCGGCUUCUUCCAGGAGGUUUGAAUCCUCUCAGGUAGUUAACUCUGAUUUUGUCCCCUUCGUGCCACUACCUUCCGAUAUGUUUGCCAAGAAGCCUGACAAGGAGGGCACACAGAAAGGUCAAAUGGACGACGUCUCAGACGACAAUGGAAUCCUCUAUAAAGAGGACAAGUCAAGUGGCAAAGAAACAGAUGAACCUGAAAAGGAUGAGAAAGAAUCAGAUUGGUUAAAGAAGGUCACAGAACUGCACAAGGUUUCUGAUCCUGAAAGCUCAAUACCGGAAGAGAAUUCUCCUGAGAAAAUGCCAAUGCGUAAAGGAGAGAAUCAGUAUGUGGUUAGCAGGAAGAAAGACCGUUCACUGACUUCUCCAGCAAACAAGAGACGAAUGUCCAUUGAGACAAAAGACUCAGACUUUGUCCCUUUUGUACCUUUCCCACCUGACUAUUUCGCCAAACACAAACAGCCAGAGGAAACAACAACAACAACAGAUACUAUUCCAGCUCCCGUUACUAAAAACCCUUCUCAGGUAGUACAAAAAGAACCUUCAAGUAGCAUUCCAGAACCAAUGGCAGAGAAGAUAAGAAAUGGAAAGAGCUUGGAGGGUUCGUUAGUGAAGGAGCCUGACUUGUUGGACAUGUCGGAGGAAGCUAAAGCAGAGAGAUGGUUUAAGCGAGUGGCUGAGAUUAAGAACAUAUCAGAGCUAAGUCAGAUCCCUGACGAAGACUUCCCGUCGAUUAUGCCAAUGAGGAAAGGAGUAAAUAGGUUUGUAGUCAGCAAGAGGAAGACUCCAUUAGAACGGCGUUUAGCUUCUCAACGCCAGCAGAGAGAUCCUCCUCUGAUCACCAAUUCCGAUCCAGCCAGUAACAGAGAUACAUGAACUUGUAGCAUAACAAUUUUUGCAGUGUAAUUUACAGUACCACUAUUUUAUUAUUUAUUACAAAUUAUGAGAUUCAUUACAUCUAUAAAGUAAUAAAACAAAAUUAUUUGGACA